Molecule: messenger RNA, 2052 nt
Organism: Eublepharis macularius
Lineage: Eukaryota; Metazoa; Chordata; Lepidosauria; Squamata; Eublepharidae
Product: loricrin-like
Exons: 2
Coding region: 55-810 (251 amino acids)
Source: RefSeq, a predicted model, not a curated record
AGUGGAUCAUUACCCUUCCUCAACUGUCUCCUUUCUCAGUAAAAUCUGUCAACAAUGCCAGAAGAAAGAAUCUACUCUUCAGGGAGGGAGCCAUAUUUUAACUUGAACUCAACAUGGUAUGGUCCAGCAGGAUCUUGGCUGGAUACUCGCCGCAAACCAUUCCACUAUGCUCACAAUACCUGCUGUGCAACCUGUUGCAACCGCAGAGAUGACAUCCCAAGAAGAGGAGGCCAUGAUUACCGAUGCUACGGCUAUCGUCGAUCAACUUGUUGCUCUGGUGGAAACCCUAGAGUGAGAUGCUGUGUCCACAACCCCUCAGGAGGACCCCGAGAUUAUUGGGGGCGACCAAUUGGUGAUGCAUGCAAUGGGUGUACAGGAUAUUUUCCUAACGAAGAGUCAUUCACUGGUGAAACAUGUUGUGGAUCCUCAGGAGGUUGUGGCAGUGGCGGAAGAAGAGGAUGUUCAAAACCAGGGGGAUGCUGCAGCGGAGGAAGAGGGGUGUGUUCCGAGCCAGGAGGAUGUGGCAGUAGAAGGAGAGGGGUAUGUUCUGAGCCAGGAGGAUGCGGCAGUGGAGGAAGAGGGGUGUGUUCCGAGCCGGGAGGAUGUGGCAGUGGAGGAAGAGGCGUAUGUUCCGAGCCGGGAGGAUGUGGCAGCGGAGGAAGAGGGGUGUGUUCCGAGCCAGGAGGAUGUGGCAGUGGAGGAAGAGGUGUAUGUUCCGAGCCGGGAGGAUGUGGCAGUGGAGGAAGAGGUGUAUGUUCUGAGCCGGGAGGAUGUGGCAGUGGAGGAAGAGGUGUAUGUUCCGAGCCAUGAGGAUACAGAAGUCAAAGAAGAGGAAUUUGCUCUGAGUAAUUUCACACACUUUCAAGAAGGCUCCAAUGAUUUGGGGGAUGUCUGUGCUGAUCCUUGGGCCUCAUAUUCAGGAGGAUGUUACUGAACUUUUUUUCAUAUUGAUCUAUGAACUUUAGUUGGUUGUAUCUUGAUCAUGUAGAAGAGUUGUUAUUUGUAUAAAGUUUUUUUCUACUCUUUCUCCCAAACAUGGCCUUUCCAAUGGCUUACAAAAUCUAUUAAAAAUAAAUAUAAAACAACAAAUUCAACAACAGUGGAAAGUGGCUAAAAUAAUUGAUGCUUACGAGACAAGAGAAGAUUGUUGAAUCCAAAGGGUUUUUUUUUAAAAAAUAGAAAAAUAACAAUUAAAGUCGCUAUAUUAAUCAAAACUUAGCUACAUAUGCUUGACUUCUCCUGGUUCCUAAUACACGCCAAAUGAAUUGAAAACCAAAAAUACCUUGGAAACAAAUUCAUUAAGAAUGGGGCAAUCCCAGACCAGCCUCUCUAUUUGAUGACCACCUAUCUUUCAAAAAUCUAUAUGUCAAAUGAAACAAAAAAUCUUCACCUACUGGCAGAAGACAACAACAGAGGGAGUUCCACAGUUUCAGCAGCACAGCCCGAAGGCCUUUUCCACCGGUCUGUCCCCAGAUGGUGGGGGUAUUCAAACAAGGCCUUCAAAGUUUUUGACCAUACGUAAUGUCUUGGAACGACGUUGCUUGCAUCACUUUGGUGUACACCAGUUUGGUGUAGUGGUUAAGAGCACGGGACUCUAAUCUGGAGAGCCGGGUUUGAUUCCCCACUCCUCCGCUUGAAGCCAGCUGGGUGACCUUGGGCGAGUCACAGUUCUCUGGAGCUCUCUCAGCCCCACCCACCUCACAGGGUGACUGUUGUGGGGUAAUAAUAACACUUUUUAAACUGCUCUGAUUGGGCAUUAAGUUGCCCUGAAGGGCGGUAUAUAAAUCGAAUGUUAUUAUUAUGUUAUUAUUAUUUUAUAAAAAUAGAAUCCUGCUAUUUGGUUAAAAUUGUCUUCUUUCGCUUAUUUGUUGUUAACAACCUCACCUGCAUGUAUCCGUUUUUCUUUUCUUACAUGUUAAACAUUCUUAUGUGGUUUUUAGUUUAUUAAAAACACCACAUCUAAUAAUAUAGUAGCUAGUCCUUCUGUGGAUGAUAAAAGCAGCUCAAAACAGUCAUUCUGAGCCCGCUGAUGCGGGGAGGGCGGAAUAUAAA